CUGCAUGAGAUUUUUUUUUUUCUUAAAUCUGACAGAGCUUGGAUAGAGGGCUGCACAUCAACUGAUGCCUCUAAACUAGUCACAUCGCAGCAAGCAUGGUUGUCCUCACUACCCUGAGAUCACCCUGCAUCCAAGAGAAUAAUGACAAGGAGCUUCUUCUGGACUGGAACCUGGAGGAGGAUGAACAAGGCAACAAGAUGCCAGCCGCGGCCGGGGACGGGCUCAGCGAGUCUCCCCCCAGGUUCUUGCUUGGGGAAAAGGCACCAAUUCAGCUGCAAGAGUCCUUCCUGCCAUCCUGUGUGAGCAGCGUGUCCCGAGAGACUCUGCGCAACUUCCACCACACCAAGAGAGUGGGCAACUACCUGAUCGGGAGAAAGCUGGGAGAGGGCUCCUUUGCCAAAGUCCGAGAGGGGCUGCAUGUGGUCACCGGAGAGCGGGUAGCUGUGAAGGUGAUUGAUAAGAAGAAAGCCAAGAAAGACACGUAUGUGACCAAGAACCUGCGCAGGGAGGGUCAGAUCCAGCAGAUGAUCCGACACCCCAACAUCACUCAGCUGCUGGAUAUCUUGGAGACAGAGAACAGCUAUUACCUGGUGAUGGAGCUCUGCACGGGCGGGAAUCUCAUGCACAAGAUUUAUGAAAAGAAGAGAUUGGAGGAACACGAGGCCAGAAAAUACAUCCGCCAGCUGAUUCAGGCUGUGGAGCACCUGCACCGCGCCGGUGUGGUACACAGAGAUUUGAAGAUUGAAAAUCUGUUACUGGAUGAGAACAACAACAUCAAGCUCAUCGAUUUUGGUCUGAGCAACUGUGCCGGAAUCUUGGGCUACACCGACCCGUUCAGCACACAGUGCGGCAGCCCAGCCUACGCUGCCCCGGAACUCCUUGCAAGGAAAAAAUAUGGGCCCAAAGUGGAUGUCUGGUCUAUUGGUGUGAACAUGUAUGCCAUGCUGACGGGCACACUGCCAUUCACGGUGGAGCCGUUUAGCCUGAGAGCUUUGUAUCAGAAGAUGGUGGACAAAACCAUGAAUCCGCUCCCUUCCCACCUCUCUCCCGCUGCUGUUAGUUUCCUGCGCUUGUUGCUGGAGCCGGAUCCAUUGAAAAGGCCCAAUAUCCAACAAGCACUGGGCAACCGCUGGCUCAAUGACAACUAUCAGGGCAAGGCCUUGCAAACAUGCACUUACCCAAACAGAAUCCACCUGGAAGAUCUGAGCCAAAGCGUCAUCCGUCACAUGUCAGAGAAGCUCGGUUACAAGCACAGUGAUGUCAUCAACGUCAUUCUAUCCAAUCGGGCUUGUCAUACUCUUGGCGUCUACUUCUUGCUGAACAGAAAGUUGGAGCGCUACUUAAUCACCACGAGGAAACCUGACAUUAACGACAAUGUGUGCCACAAGAACCAGAUGCAUCCAUUAGACAAAUACAAGGCAAACAAGAACUCCUACGAGGAACGAAAGUCUAAAGACCCCGAAAAGCGAGGGGAGCAUCGCUCUGCUCAGAAGAAGAUAGACAAAUGCUCUCCGUCCCACAGGCAACCCCCAUGUCCAAUGAUACAAAGUCACAACGGAAAGCCUCCCCUCAAGGAGCGAAAAUCCUCCAAGUCUGAGCGAGAAUCCAUUGGAGGGUUAAGCCCAUUCCAUGAAGUCAGGUUUAACAAAACCGGAUGUGUCACUUCCUGCUCUUUGGAAUACCUGGAAAUGCAAAGUCCAGAUCCGAGAACACCGAAAAUGAUGAGACGCCAAGACUCUCACUCCCAGGAGACUGUUAACAUGAAUAUGAAUGGUCGCAUGAGAGAACCCCACCUCAAUGUUGUGCGUUCCUUCGAGUCUGUGAACAGAGAAGACCAGAUAGAGUCUUUAUCCCCAUCUCACCAGUACCGAGUGAUCGGUUCACCCAUCUCCUUCUCUCCUCGUCACUCCAGCGAAAGAACUCUGUCCCCAAUCUUUCAGUUUGACAGCACCACCCCAGUGAAGGCCCAUUCCACACUGUCCUCCUUCGCCUACGAGGACAAGAGCAGCCCGUCAAGCUCCGAGUCCAUGUCCCCCACUUCCCCCCACUCUCCGUCUUGUAAUAACAACGGAAACUUGGGAAGCCCAAACUGUGUCAGGAGCCGGGGCCGAUUUCCCAUGAUGGGCAUUGGACAGAUGUUGAGGAAGAGGAGCCAAGUGACCUCUCCAAAACCCGAAAACGCCCUGGAAUCCAGAAUGCCAGCCUUGCAUCAAAUGAGCCCGGGAUAUGCCAGUUUCAACUCUAGUGACAUGAACGGGUUUUGCUGAUGGACAUCAUUAAAGGACUGCGCUUUUGCCCUGCCUCUGAGGAAUCCCCUGACUUCGAGAUUGAGAGGAGAAUGUUGCUAUUCUUGUAAAUGUGAAUUUUGUAAAAUUACAGAUUGUAUCCAUAAAGCUUGAUUUGGUUCUACUUUUUUCUCAUUGAUAAACGAUGUCACUUCCUUUGCACUUCCUCGGUAUUGAUGUCAGUGAGUCUCCAACCUCUACCUGCCUGGUACGGCGUAACUGAAAUUCUACAAGGCAACUUUUCCUCGAAGACUACAAAACUGUGUUUUUGUACAUCUGCUAUGUACUCAAGUGCUAC
Molecule: messenger RNA, 2583 nt
Organism: Nanorana parkeri
Lineage: Eukaryota; Metazoa; Chordata; Amphibia; Anura; Dicroglossidae
Gene: HUNK
Product: hormonally up-regulated Neu-associated kinase
Exons: 11
Coding region: 96-2267 (723 amino acids)
Biological process (GO): intracellular signal transduction; protein phosphorylation
Cellular component (GO): cytoplasm
Molecular function (GO): ATP binding; protein serine/threonine kinase activity
Source: RefSeq, a predicted model, not a curated record